GAAGAAGAAGAAGAAGACUAGUUUCCCUCCACAGCAGUAGGUGGCGGUAAUGCGCAGACGUCUGCCAGCUGCCAGUGAAGACCACAGAAGAAGACGGCGGCCCCAAACAAACCGUCGCACAUCAACGUCGCAGCUGUUUCCGGUGGAAGACUCGACUCGACCGGGGCGAAUGUGUCGUUGUGACAGCGACAAUGAUCCCGCUGAGCUACGUGCUGCUGUGCGGACAGUUCCUGCUGCUGCUGGCGGUGGUUCUGUUACAGUGUCUGGGGGGAAUCCACUCGCACAACUCGUCGACGACGGAGACUCCUGCUCCUCCUCCCCCGUCCUCCUCCGCGGGCCAGGGGGCCACCGGGUCCCCGUUCAGCGAGCAGCCGCCCGACGCGGUCCGCAACGAGGUACCGGUGGAGGGCGACAACGACACCAGGACGUACGAGUACAGACCCCCGUCCCCGGUGGUGCUCUGCAGCUACCUACCGGAUGAGUUUGUCUACUGCCAGGACCCCGUGGACCACGCGGGGAACUACAGCGCCUUGCAGGAGCUGGGCCACGGCUGUGUCUGGUGGGGCGGCCAGACAAAGAAAGAAGUGAACCUCACCCGGGUCAUCUGCACAGCACUGGACAACAUAGAGUGUGCCGGGUCCAGAGAAUUCCUCCGGGGCGAAGUGCCCUGCAUCAAAUACACUGGACACUACUUCAUCACCACGCUGCUCUACUCCUUCUUCCUCGGUUGCUUCGGGGUCGACCGCUUCUGCCUGGGCCACACCGGCACCGCCGUGGGCAAGCUGCUCACCCUGGGCGGCCUGGGGAUCUGGUGGUUUGUGGACCUGAUCCUGCUCAUCACCGGCGGCCUGAUGCCCAGCGACUACAGCAACUGGUGCACCUACUACUGAGGCCAACAUCCUGGAGAUGUGGCCUCAUCCUGCCCUGGUUCUGAGUCUGGGGUCUGGCUUUGAUCUAACGGGAAUCCUGGACCUCCUGAACACUCCUCCAGGGUUUUCUGAGAACAAUGACUCUCUCCUCUAAUUUAAAUAACUUGAAAGAAGAAUUACUUUGGUGUUCACAGCUCUGACAGACUGACGGUGAUGACAAGACGAUUCUUUUUAGUACUGAGCUGUCAACUAAGGUCACUUUGAUUCCAAACCAUGAUAUAUAGUUCUGGUUUGUUCGGCUUCUUCACACCUGGACUGACUGAUAACUUGUUGAUUAGACAGUUCAGCGCCGUGUUGACCCACAUGGUGAAAAAUUAAAUUCUUGAGGGUGAAAAAAAAAAAAGACAGCACAUCUUACGUUUGUAUUUACUGUGUGGUCCGCGAUGAUUCACUCACCUACCAAUGAGGAAAGUGUAAAUGAUUACAAAAACGUAGACAUGGCCGAUAAGAAUGUCCAUUUGAUAACAGUUUAUCUUUUUAAAUUAAUUCUUUCUGCCAUUCUGAAAUAAUAAUGAAGUGAAUCUGUGCAAGCAGCGUAUAUUUUACACACAAUUAUGUCUUCAUUUAAAAAGUGGGUGAAAUACAGUAACUGUUCCGCAGUGAAGUGUCUUUACUCCACCUGGGAAUGACAACUGUCUAAUCACCAUACGACCUGUCAGUCCAUAUCACUUAAUGAUAACUGCUCUUGGUUUAUUUGUAAUAAAUCAGAACAAAAAAGCCCCACAAUGUAUGAACCUUUUUCUUCUUCCCCUUACAGAAUGGUGUGUCCUGACUCCUGCUCUGUGGUCCCAAUGUAGGAAUGAACUGCCACGUCCCGGAAAGUUUUUUUGGGUCUUAUGAAUUAUAGAAAAUGCACAUCUUACUCCACAUUGAUCAUACAACCAAGUUGUCAGUAACUGUUCGCAGUCAUGAUUUUGCCCGAGAAAAAUAAGGUCCCGCGCCGAGUUUAUCAUCUCUUGUUCCCUCCAUUACUGCCCGGCCUCGACUCUUCGCCAUCGUCCGCUGCUUGAGGCUUUUUUGCAAUUCUGUAUUUUUUCUGUUACACUUUAACGUUCAUACACUCAGAACUCAUGAGCAGGUGAUAUAGUAGCAAGUCAGAUAAGAUACGAUAUAAAAAUAAACUCAGAAUAACUCAAAAAUAGCGCUUGUUAAUUUUUCUCGUCUUAACCCAAGCGGAAGGUUAAUGUGCUCUUCCCGCAGAACGAGCAGGUGUCAUUCCCCGAGGACCCACAAAGCGCCUCUGAGGGGUCGUCAUGAAAAAGUUGAAGAAGACGAGAUCGUCAACGUGUCGACCGUUCUCGUCCUGCAGCUGUAAUGGCCGUAUCCUCAGGUCCAGACUGGUCUACAGAUCCUUCAGGUGACUAAACAUCUCUUUGAGACGGAAGCGUUACAUCACAGCUCUCCGAAUUGCAGUUGUCCACAUGCAUACUCUGUCUUCUUGCACACCUAUAAAAAUAUAAGAGAUUUUUUCCAUGUA
Scophthalmus maximus (turbot) is the source of this 2406-nucleotide messenger RNA. RefSeq names its product TM2 domain containing 2 (gene tm2d2). Lineage: Eukaryota; Metazoa; Chordata; Actinopteri; Pleuronectiformes; Scophthalmidae. The coding region runs from base 192 to 890 and encodes 232 amino acids. The record is from RefSeq and is a predicted model, not a curated record. The transcript has 4 exons.